Molecule: messenger RNA, 627 nt
Organism: Penicillium malachiteum
Lineage: Eukaryota; Fungi; Ascomycota; Eurotiomycetes; Eurotiales; Aspergillaceae
Exons: 1
Coding region: 1-627 (208 amino acids)
Cellular component (GO): membrane
Molecular function (GO): signaling receptor activity
Source: RefSeq, a predicted model, not a curated record
AUGAACAUCGAUACCGACUAUGGAGACAUCUAUGCCUUCGGCAUUUUCACAGCCUCCGCAGCCACCUGCUUCGGAUUGAGUACAACAUUCCACACACUAAGAAGCCACUCAUACGAUGUCCAUCACUAUUGGGGACGCAUGGACAUCCUCGGAAUCAGCUUACUCGCUUUUGGCGGUGGAAUGUCUAUAACAUACUACGCAUUCUAUUGCCAGCCAUCAAUUCAACGGAUAUACUGGGGACUCAACCUUUUCUCUGCCCUGGCAGCUGCAUACACACUAUUCAAUAGCGGUGGUGGGGGUAGUCGAAUGCGAACGCUUCGUGGCAGCACUUUCACUUUUUUAGGCAUUUCUGCCAUGCUGCCUGUAUUCCACAGUGUGCAUCAACUGGGAUGGGAGCGCGCUUGCACGGAGAUGGGCGCUAGAUGGUACCUUUCCGAGGGCCUCUUCCUGCUUGUCGGAGUCAGUAUAUUCGUUAGUCGAGUUCCUGAGAGACUAAGUCCUGGGUCCUUUGAUAUCUUGGGUCAUUCUCAUCAGCUGUUUCACUCUUUUGCUGUACUCGGAGGUGCCUGUCAUCUUGUUGCUUUGAUUGUUGGCCUCAACUAUCGGAAAGCGAAUCCGAUAUGUUGA